This is a messenger RNA of Apis florea (little honeybee), 1236 nucleotides long. RefSeq names its product cGAS-like receptor 1 (gene cGlr1). NCBI's taxonomy places the organism in Eukaryota, Metazoa, Arthropoda, Insecta, Hymenoptera, Apidae. The record is from RefSeq and is a predicted model, not a curated record.
UUGUGUUAUAUCUAGAUGGAAGUAAAAAAUUUGGAAUUAAAAAAAAAUUUAUCUAAGGAUACAGUAUUUAAUACAAUAAAUAAAAUGUUUAUAUCAUUAGAAGAUGAUGAUGUACGUAGAACUAAUAAGUCUUUAUUACUGGUGAUUCAAACUAUAAUAAAUCUUAUGAAAUUAGAGGAUUCAUUAUUUGAAAAAGCAUAUCAAGAAAUUAUUUUUUUAGGUAGUUUUUAUAAAGGAACAAAAGUAGGAAAACCAAAUGAAUUUGAUCUAAAUGUUAUUUUAAAAUUACCUUUUAAUGAUAAACAAAUAAAUUUUUAUUCAAAAAAAUCAGCUUUCGUCCAAAUUCAAAUAGAAGAUCAAUCAUCUAUGUAUUCAUCUAAAUAUGAUCAUCUCUCAAGUAGAGGAAAAAAAUCACUUAAUAGUUUUAUUUCUUCUGGAUAUUUAAAUCCAAAUAAAUUUCGUUAUUGGAUUAAAGGAAUUCUAUAUAAAGUUCUUAAUAAAUUACCAAAAGUUCAAGAUAAAUAUGAAUUAAGAAUAAAUGAUCAAUUAAAGGCAAAAAUCAAAAUAAAAGAGAAUGGUCCUGCAAAUAGAAUAAUAAUAAAUAUGCCAUGUGAAACUGAAAAUAUUCAUAUUGAUUUAGCUCCAGCAUUAGCUUUCCAUAUAAAUUACAUUAAUCAGUUUACUUCAAAAUUUAAUGAACUUGAAAAUUGUCGAAAUAAAACAUGGUUUGCAAUUCCAGUACCUUUAACAACAAAUAGUGAUGGAAAUAGUGAUUUUGAAAAUGAUGAAAAUCUUUAUUGGAGAUUUUCUUUUAGUCAUCAAGAGAAAGAAAUUCUUACUAAAUAUGGUCGUAUAAAAUCAGUCAUACGUCAAAUGAAGAAAUUAAGAGAUACACAAAAUUGGAAAAGUAUCGCAAGUUAUUUCAUAGAAACUUUAUUUUUACAUAAAGUGGAAGAAUUAAAAAACGAUCUCGAACAAAUACCAUUUACAUUAUUUUUUUUUAAAAUGCUUCAAGAACUAUAUUAUGCUUGCAAUAUGCACAUGUUGGAAUAUUAUUGGAAUGAUAAGUAUAAUUUAUUCUCAAAGAUUAGUAAAAUAGAAAUGUAUAACAUAACUCACCAUUUAAAAAAUAUCAUAAAAUGUAUUGAAAAAAAUUCAAAUGAUCAAUUCAUACUAGCUAAAUUUAUUUGUAAGUUGUAUUUUUUAAAAUUAUGAAAUGAAGAUAUUGAUAUAUUU